Messenger RNA from Endocarpon pusillum Z07020, 1035 nucleotides. RefSeq lists its product as uncharacterized. Gene Ontology annotation, molecular function: phosphatase activity. Bases 1 to 1035 code for a protein of 344 amino acids. The transcript has 2 exons. The record is from RefSeq and is a predicted model, not a curated record. Lineage: Eukaryota; Fungi; Ascomycota; Eurotiomycetes; Verrucariales; Verrucariaceae.
AUGGCACCAAUUGCUAUCAGCCCUCCACCCAUUGUGGUGAAGUCGAUCAAUGAAAGUGGUCGGUCUGGAGUGGAACAGGUCGACACUUCGAGUCUUGGUACAAAACGCAAGAUCAUCUGCUUCUCAGACUUCGACGGAACAAUUUUCCUCCAGGACACUGGCCAUACUUUAUUCGACAACUUCGGAUGCGGUCCGGAACGCCGUGCUGUUCUGGCUGCUGAGCUCGAGUCUGGCGAAAGAAGCUUCAGGGAGGUCUCCAAUGAUCUCUAUGCUUCAUUGGAUGUCCCUUUCGAGGACGGCUUCGAAGUGAUGAAGACAGCCCUUGACAUCGAUCCUGACUUCAAGGUCUUUCACGAAUUCUGCAUUAACAACAAUAUACCCUUCAAUGUCAUUUCUGCUGGUCUGAAACCAAUACUCCGGCGGGUGCUCAACCACUUUCUAGGCGAGGAAGCAAGCAAGCACAUUGAAAUCGUUGCCAACGAUGCCGAUAUCUCCGCUGACGGAAGUGAAUGGAAAGCAGUCUGGAAGCACGACAGUGACCUUGGCCACGACAAAGCCCUCUCAAUCACUGAGUACCGUGAAGAAGCAAAAAUGCAGAGCGAGAACGGCACGAUCCCUAUGAUCGUCUUCAUUGGCGACGGCGUCUCGGACCUCCCCGCAGCCCGCGAAGCCGACGUCCUCUUCGCCCGUCGCGGUCUUCGCCUCGAAGAAUACUGCAUCGAGAACAAGCUCGCCCACAUUCCAUUCGACACUUUCGCCGACAUCCAAAAAGAAGUCACCAAGAUCGCUCGGUAUGACGAGGAGAAGACCCAUGGUCUCGGUUCGCCGAACAACUUCAACCCUCGUGCCGAUAUAUGGCGGAAGGCUAGCAGUAAAGCUGCUGCUUCGAUCUUUGCUGCGCUUAGCCCGCGGGAGGAGAAGAUGUUUAUUUGGCCGGAGACUUUCAUGCCGCGCACGCCUGGACUAAAGAGUCCUGCUGCUCCAGCUAUCAAGGAGGCGAGCGCAAUUGCCCCUGUGGCCGCUGUUAGAGCAUGA